This is a messenger RNA of Helianthus annuus (common sunflower), 1221 nucleotides long. RefSeq lists its product as uncharacterized. The record is from RefSeq and is a predicted model, not a curated record. Bases 1 to 1221 code for a protein of 406 amino acids. The transcript is spliced from 4 exons. NCBI's taxonomy places the organism in Eukaryota, Viridiplantae, Streptophyta, Magnoliopsida, Asterales, Asteraceae.
AUGUUGAAGAACACUAUCAAACCGCCAGAAGUGUUAACUGUGGAUUUGCUUAUCGAAAGACUAGAAAGCCAUGAGCUGGAGAUCAAGAAAUCUAAAGUCAAUAAUUCAGCCUAUCAGCAGAAUGUGGAGCUGUACUACAGAGUAAAUCUACCAAAGACUGGGUCUCCAAGAACAGUGUUUUCUGCAGAAAGUUCAAAUACUGUGAAUCAUGAAACACCUCAUAGUGGUUUCCACAGUGGAUCUUCUUCAACACCUUCAAACCAAUCUGCAUCAAAGAACUUAUUUCAAUGUAACAUCGCUGUAGAUUUGAAGAAUGGUCAAAAUUUCAGCGAAGAAUCUGCAAAGCAGCAGAUGAGCGAGCUGCUACCUGAGGAAGACGCAGUAGGUUAUGCGUUUGUUGCAAAAGAAGAAGUCAAACCGUUCAGAGACACCAGAACAGAAGCAAAUAAAGCAAAUGAUAGAAGACAGAGAGCUGAAUGGAAAAUGAUGAGACUUUCUCGUGUACACACUGAAGCAAAGAGAGCAAAAAGAUGGGAUGCAGAUAGAGAAUGUUACCUUGAUCCUGAAGGAAACAUUGCUAUUGAUCCAAAGACUCUUAGUCUUGAAGCUAUGACUGUGGAAUUUGCUAAACUUGAAGAGUUUCAACAGAGAAAAUGGUGGGGAGGUGGUGAAGAGAAAGAGAAAGAGAAAGAAAAAGAGCAGGAGCAAAAGCCAAAGAAGAUAGAUGAAGGGAUCAUUGAUACUUCACUAGAGUUGAACGCUGAAAACUUUGGAAAGAUGGCUGACAAGGUCAGUUCAAAUGCGUCAUCAAGUGAGUCAGGUAAGAAAGUCAAAGAUGACAGUGACUGCAAACAUUGCAUGAAAAACUGCAAAGUUUGUAGUACACAAGCUUAUCUCAAAGAUACGAAGGUUAAUGAUCUGACAAAGAGAGUCAGAAAGGUUGAAGAUCAGAUUCUUGAUCAUGACAAAAUGCUCAAAUUUUCAAAUGAUCAAGUUAAAAAGUUGACUGAAAAAAUUGACAAUGAUAAAAUUGAAGUAGAAAGAAUUAGGAGAGAAAAUGAGAAACUAAUUCAUGAAAACCGUCAACUCUCAGAAAAUUUUAACAAGUUAAAACAAACAAUUCAAGAUUCUGAUGAACAAAACGACACAAUUGAUGUCACGUUCACUUCUUCUUCCGAUGAGGAUAGUGUUCAAACUGACGUUGUAAAAAGUGUGGUUUAG